AAGUUCACUUCCCGCUCCUUUUCAAGCCAUCCUCAAACUCUACUUAACUUUAACUAAUAAUUACAAUAUUUAAUGAAUCAAAUGUGGAAUAAAUGUCUGUUUUCUGUUUUAUAAUCAAUAUAUUUAAUUAAUUCUGUUAUGAGUUUGAAACAUUUGUGUUGUGUGUCUUGUAUUUUUCACAAUCAAUCAAUUUUCUGCUGUUAGUUUGGCACAAAAGCUCUUUGUUGGACCAUAUUGAGCUGUGCUGUGGAACACCUGAAACGCGAGGACAGUCUGUGCCGUCAUGUAGAAAAACAUGAUAAUUGGUGCGUCGUUUGCAUUGCAAAACCGAGUCCCGGGACUCAUCUCCGCGCGCCGAAAGCUGCAGGCCGCUUUCAUUUCCUUAUAACCAAACGCGAGACUCUGAGAAACGGCGUGACGCCGGGAGGGAGGCGGGCGGGUUUAAUUGGAAUCCCGGAUCAAUUAAAGUCGGAAUACCUGCACACCUGCGCAGCACGAGCGCGUGAAACUCUACUCCAGCGGCUCUACCUGACUCUCCGGUGACUCACGCGCUCGCUCCCUCCUGCCUGAUGGCGCGUGACUCACGCCUCACCGGGCUGGGUUUCUCCGCGCGCUGCCUGGAAAUGACUGCGCGCUGCGUCAGGAGCGCACGGACGGUCCGGGGGAGCCGGUGACAUGUCGGUACGUACGGUUAAAACCCCCACCGGGAGGAGAUCCGCUACACAUGCGCAGUUUCUGAUAGAUCGUGGCUGGAUCUGACUCCACGCACCACGUGCCGGAGUCGCAUCAGCGCAAUAAUUGCUGGGCGCUCGAGCUAUAUAAACCACAAAAAGCCACGAGCCCGGGAAACCCCAGCCUCUAACCGCAUUUACGGCUACAAAACGGGGGUCGUUUUUCCGCCUCCUCCAGCUCACCGAUUCUUUCUUUCUUUUUUUCGCGGCUUGUAAACAUUUUUAACCUCAACACACAAAUCGUGCGUCUCAACCGGAAGAAUUGUAGAAGUUUCAGGCGUUGUGGGAUCAUAAUUUUUGACUUUGAAGGUUUUUUUGUGCGUGCGCGCAUAGCCUGCGGGUUUGGAGAGCGCCUUUCAGAUUGGCACAAAGACUUCAAUGACGCACCUGGAGCGGCGCUUUGACUUUUCCCCAAAGGGAGACAGACAAAAACUUUUAGGACCAUCUGGGUCGACUGUUCCCUUUCAGACCUGCCUCUCUCUCUUUUUUGUAAUUGUAUACCCUCGCGCGCGCUCGGACUUCUAUUUGAUCCUAUAGAUGUGAUAAACGGCGCGCGGACGCAUCCAGAGACAUUUUUUUUAAACAAAAUGAUUUACUUUUAAAGUUUUUUUGAAAAGGAAAAAAGGUUUUAUGCGUGUAGUUGGAGUUUGUGAGGGUUUUUAGAGCGCGCCGUGCGCCACCGAACCCCCAUUUCUCCAUUGGCGAACGCGCAAAAUCCAAGUUUGGGACAAAAAGGAGGAACUGAGAGCGCCGCUAUAAUCCCCGCUGUUGUGAUGCGCAUUCCCGUAGAUCCCAGCGCCACUCGGAGGUUCAGCCCGCCGUCCAGCAGCCUCCAGCCGGUCCCAGGGAAGAUGAACGAUGUGAGCUCGCCGGCCGGGCAACCGGACGCAGCGGCGGCUGCAGCGGCGCCCAGACUGCGCGCCCACGAGAACCGCAGCAUGGCGGAGAUCAUAGCGGACCACCCGGCGGAGCUGGUCCGGACCGACAGCCCGAACUUCCUCUGCUCGGUGCUGCCCUCCCACUGGCGGUGCAACAAGACCCUACCUGUCGCUUUUAAGGUGGUCGCCCUGGGGGAUAUACCUGACGGGACGGUGGUCACCGUGAUGGCGGGCAACGACGAGAACUACUCGGCGGAGCUGCGGAACGCCUCGGGCGUGAUGAAGAAUCAGGUGGCGCGCUUCAACGACCUUCGCUUCGUGGGCCGCAGCGGCAGAGGCAAGAGCUUCACGCUGACAAUCACAGUAUUCACCAACCCACCACAAGUGGCGACUUACCACAGAGCGAUAAAGGUCACGGUGGACGGGCCGCGUGAGCCCAGGAGGCAUCGUCAAAAACUGGAGGACCCUCCCAAAGCCGGCUUGUUCCCGGACCGCCUCGAGCUGGAGAGGAUGAGAGUGAGAGUCACGGUUCCCACUCAGGCCCCGCGGCCGUCCCUGAACACGGCGGCCAACUCCUUCAACCCGCAGGGUCAGACGCAGAUCACAGGUUCUACGGACCUGAGCCCGUUCCCCGGUCAGUUUGAGCGCCAGUUCCCCAGCCUCUCGCUGACUGAGAGCCGCUUCUCCAGCCCUCGCAUGCACUACCCCCCCACCUUCACCUACACCCCGCCCGUCACCUCCGCCAUGUCGCUGGGCAGCGCCCACUACCACACCUACCUUCCCCCGCCCUACCCGGGCUCCACCCAGAGCCAGAGCGGACCCUUCCAGACCAGCAGCACGCCCUAUCUCUACUACGGCGCCUCCUCCAACUCCUACCAGUUCUCCAUGGUCCCGGGCGGGGACCGCUCGCCGUCCCGGAUGAUCCCGCCUUGCACUAGCGCGUCCACCGGCACCUCGCUGGUGAACCCCAACCUGCCCAGCCAGACGGAGGGAGGGGUGGACGGCGACGGGAGUCACAGCAAUUCCCCAACGGUUCUCAACCCUGGAGGUCGAAUCGACGAAGCAGUCUGGAGGCCGUAUUAGCGGGAAAAGUGGGCGAAGAGAAGAUGGAAAAAGCACAAAACCUUUUGAAUUUUACCAAAAAAAAGGGGGUUUCUCUUACCUGUUGCAUGGAAAUCAAAGUAGAGAUUAAAAGAAACACAGACCUGCAGGAACUUGUCUCCCUGGAAUGUGUUUUGACCAAGGCACCACAAAGGGAGUGAUUCUCACAGCAAUAAUAAUACAAAAAACUCUUCUGCUUGGGCGGAGUCACUAUAUUUUAUAUCAGUCUAUAAAACGACAAUCUUUGUAAAAGACUGCCUCUUUUUUUUUUUUUUUACUCCAUUAUGGCUUUUUGCUGAGCAUGUUUUUGUACUUCGACAAUAUCAAGAUGCAAGUUGAGCACUGAGUAGCAAGUGAUGAGGAACACUUCUGUUGUGUGGAAUUUGCUUUAAACCAUUUAAUUUAACUUGUAUAUUGUGGGUGAGACGUUGAUGUAGAUUGAAGCGAUUUAACUUAUAAAGCCAUAAAUUAUGUAUUGUAUUUGAAACUUGAGUCAAAGAAGUGUAAUCUGAAUAUUUUUGUUUCAUUUAAGUUAAUUUUUUUUAGGUAAUUUAAAAGAGGUUUAUGUGUUUUUUUCCUGCAUUUUGUAGCACCCAAAGAUGGCCUGGAAUAUGAAAGUGUUGCAACAAGCUCUGAAAUCCACUUUGACUGAUCCAUUACGAGGCCGGCUCCAGCGCCAGGCGUUGACACACGUUUGGCUCCAAAUGAAACGUUUUGGUAUUUACUGAGCAAUAACUCGCAUUCUUCCUGUCGGCAACACACCACGAAAUAAUUAACCUUUUGUAGGGAGGUGCAUCUUUUUAUAUUCUCUCAACUGAAAUUCUGUAUUUUUUGGUCAAAAUUAGACAUAUAUAUUCAUAUGAGGAUUCCUCAGGACUGGAAUAAUACGUGGAUAAUCCCACAGAUUUGAUACAUAUCGUCAUUUUUAUUUUUUAUAGUGCAAAAACUGGUAAUUUAAUGGAAAAAAUAAAUAAAACAAACAUUCAAAAAGGGAAAACUUAGCUUAAAAAGCAAACUUACUUAACAUGUAAUGAUGUACAGCCCAAUCAUUUCUGGUUACACUGAAAAAAAUGUAAUUUUAGAUUAAUUAACAAAAAUUCAUAAAUUUGAGUUGCGUUAGCCGUCAACUCAAAUGUUUAAUUUGAUACAAAACAAUCAUUUUAAAUGUAACAAAUUAUUGUAUUUUUGUUAUUUGAACCAACACUUAAUUUUUUUUAGUGUAGUUCUAAGCCAAUUAUUUGUAUUUAAUUUUGAUUAAAGUGACAAGUCUAAUAAUGACUAAAAUGACUUAUUUUAGUUAAAAAUGUGAACAAAAAUGAAGAUAAAUCUUCAAAAAAUCUGAUAUCACUUAUUCUUAGAACAUAAAUCUGAUUUUUUUUAAUCCAAAGUAAUGAAAGUGAAUGCAGUUUAAAAUAACCAAAAUUACUGUAAAAUAUUUGUUUGUUUUUUUUAAUUUACAUAAACUUUUUCUGUUUGAAAAGAGAAGUUUAAACAAGUUCAAAUGCUUUUAUUUGGGUUUCAGAAUUUGAAGUAUUUAUUUUUUUGCAUUCCUGGUGAUUUUGCUAUAAAAGUGCACAAAUCGAUUGGAUUCAGCUGCUGGCAGCAAACUGUAAACCCAAAAUAUGUGGGAUUGUUGGGUUCAUGAAGCACUUACCUGGGUUUAACUUUCACGCGGGCGUCUGCCGGCAGGGCUCGCCGUUUCAGUCCUCCAUUCAGGUUUUUGAAUUGUCAUUUGUUUUUCAGUCUCCAAAUAAUAGGAUUUCCCCCAUUUUUUUGUUUUACUGCAUUAUCUCUCUUUUGUUGAUGUGUUGCCACGGAAACGUCACACUUUUGACCUAAAUCAAGAUUUGUUACAAACUGUUUACAAAACUUCGCAGCACUGAGAUUCUACUCUGCCUUCAUGUUCUUUGUGUCCAUUUUUGACUUUUUUUUUUUUUUUAAUUGUCAUAAAAAAACAAAAAAACUUUGUAUUAUUUAAUGAUCAACAAGUAUAAUAACCAGGAACUGUGCUUUAUCUUUCUCCAUGUAAAGUUUGAAUUCUUUUGCUUCUUCUUCGUCUUCUCGUCAGCAGGAAUCGAACCCGUCGGGUUUCUGCGUUCAUCAAAGUCAUGAACUUUUUUUUAUUUUCUUUUGAAGGGACAAACAGACAACAGUGAGUGAAAUUGGCAUUGUGAUUGUAUAUUGUUGAGAAUUAAAACAGAUAUUUUGUAACUUAAUUUUUUUAAUGUUAAAAUAAUUUUCCUCAUAAAAUCUGAAGUUUUCUUUUAUCUGGAAGGCCUCGUCUUUGAAGCGACUCCACAGGACGGCGGAUUUGAUAAUUGCAACAAUAAAAGAACGGAAAUUUACUUUUUAAACAUACAAAGCAAAAAAACAAUAAAAAUACAAUGAAGGAAUUUUUAUGGAGUACAAAAUAUACAUUUAUUUUAUAAUUUUAUGACUUUUUUUUUUUUCAAAAUAAACACUGAAAGAGCAGGCUCCCUAAAAGUAAGUCAAAAACUAUGAAAAAAAAAUAAAUUUUCAGCAAAUUAUCCACAAAAAAAGCCAAUUUGUAUUGCCAACAAUUUUUAUUUUAGGGGCAAAAAAGUCUAGUCCAUAAAGCAUGUUUUCCUAAACUGGGAAUAAAAUCUGAAAAUAUAUUUUCUUAUUUUUCUCAUGAUUCAGUUUUUACAGUGCAAACAUUUUCCUCACUAAUUUUUUUAGAAUAAAAUGAAACUUUAUCGAUCUCGCAGACAGGAAAUUUACAAUUUCUCAGUUAAUUAUGUGCCAUAAAUAUAGAAUAGAACAAACAUAUUUUCAAUGUUUUCGCUUAAUUUUUUGUAUU
Messenger RNA from Oryzias melastigma (Indian medaka), 5531 nucleotides. It is a transcript of the gene runx2b, whose product is annotated as RUNX family transcription factor 2b. The coding region runs from base 1505 to 2692 and encodes 395 amino acids. Gene Ontology annotation, molecular function: DNA-binding transcription factor activity, RNA polymerase II-specific; ATP binding; RNA polymerase II cis-regulatory region sequence-specific DNA binding. The record is from RefSeq and is a predicted model, not a curated record. Gene Ontology annotation, cellular component: nucleus. Gene Ontology annotation, biological process: neuron differentiation; regulation of transcription by RNA polymerase II; regulation of cell differentiation. NCBI's taxonomy places the organism in Eukaryota, Metazoa, Chordata, Actinopteri, Beloniformes, Adrianichthyidae. The transcript has 5 exons.